This is a messenger RNA of Heterobilharzia americana, 374 nucleotides long. NCBI's taxonomy places the organism in Eukaryota, Metazoa, Platyhelminthes, Trematoda, Strigeidida, Schistosomatidae. The record is from the annotation of a GenBank genome assembly.
AUGUCUGGAUUUACAGUGGCAGAUUUAAUCAAACCAACAUUGGAGUCAGUAAAUUCAUCUCGAAAACAACAAUUAUAUGAAGGUUCAAGAAAAGUUAAGACUAGGGAAAAUGCCAACAGUGAAAAUAGAAAUAUUAAACAGAAAAACAAUCAUGACAAUAAUGUUUAUAAUCGAUCAGUUAUUUUGGAUCCUUUAAAUGUAUUCAAUGUUGACAAGAAUAGUCUAGAUCGAGUAUGUUCAACAGAAAAUAAUGUAGGGAAGAAAAGUGAUAUUGACAAUGAUUCCACUGUCCUAUCAUGUAAUUUAAAUAGUGAAAAUCAGUUUUUAGGUCAAAAAUUAUCCCUAAUUGUAUAUCAUCUUCAAUAUUGACGGGG